Molecule: messenger RNA, 4924 nt
Organism: Betta splendens (Siamese fighting fish)
Lineage: Eukaryota; Metazoa; Chordata; Actinopteri; Anabantiformes; Osphronemidae
Product: polypeptide N-acetylgalactosaminyltransferase 10-like
Exons: 5
Coding region: 1885-2640 (251 amino acids)
Cellular component (GO): Golgi apparatus
Source: RefSeq, a predicted model, not a curated record
CACACACACACACACACACACACACACACACACACCAUCCUCUCUUUCUGACCUAUUUGUCAACCUGUCUAUAAUGAUUUGCUUCCAGCUGUUCCAGGACUUUUCAGACUUUCUUUCCACUCAGCUGUUUGAAACUCACUUUCCUGGUGAAUUCAGACACUGACUGACCGUUACUCACCUGAUGUGGGACGGUGUCUGUGCAGUCGCGUCCGACACGUGCGAGCAGCUUCAUUAGUUAAAUUCAGCAAAAGUGAUGAAUAGCAAACAGGUGUGAGAGGAGGGAACAUGACAGAGAUGCUCUGAAGGUUCGAUCGGCACCAACGGGGUUCUAACGUCACAGCUUCGUCUAAUUGCCUGGUAAUUACUGGCUUUUAGCUCACACUCAUCUAAGGAAGCUUCUCUCAGAUGCUGAUGUUUCGCUUUUUAAUUUUUGUUUAUCUUUGCUCUUCAAGUAAAUAUCUAAAAGACACGCCGAGCAAACGAGACGUUCCUCAUUAUAGUUUCAAGCCUUGAGCCAAGCAGAGUGUUGCAUCAAAGCCUCUUCACAUUAAUCAUCUCAGAAAUCCACAUUAGAUGAUGCUUUUGUCUGCUGGUUCUGCAUGAAUUAUUCCACAGCGUGUUGAAGAGCAGUCUCCUGCUGCUCUCUGCUCCGCGGCCUGAGCUCCGGACAGACGUCGCAGUAAUUGAAUUGUGCUUUGAAUGACUGAGGACUUUUGUCGUCUCACUCAAUUAAGCACAAAGGCCGCUGGUGGCGGCUUCCACUCGACUGGUCAUGUGCUGCUGUGUGAAUCUCCUGCACCGGCAAAUUUCCAGCGCAGUGGUUCAGUUGUUUAUAAAGAUGAGAGGUCUAAAUUGGAUGAAGUUCUGCUGUCGACGACAAUUCAAACUGUGCAGCAGUAAAUCUGUUUUCUGACUUUCAGACCCAGUUCAGCUGUUGAUAUAAUUGUCUUUCAACGGCAUUUUAGAUUUUCUAACAAAUAAAAUCAGAAACUAAAAUAUCAUGAGACUUCGUGCCAGCGAGCGCUAAAGUAGUUUAGAGCUUUGGGUCGUUGUUGAAGGGAUGAUUUGAAGGAGCCUCGUGUUCCUGUGUGGUCCUCGUCUCCUCGCUCUCAGCGCCAUGGUUACCGUCCGGACCGCUGUGAGUCUGACCCGCUCGAUGCCACACAGUGUGACACACUGCAGCUCUGCCUCAGGAAGGAAACCAGGCACUUCAUUUGCAGGUUCCCUCCACCAGUAGGAAAUCACCACAUCUUUUACCGUGCGCCGGCCGUUAGUGAGAGGGUCGAUGAGGCCGUCGGCGCUGCAGAGUAUUACUAUGCGUCUGGAGCGUUUCUUAAAAGCUCUGCUGUAUAUAAGUUAAUUACUUCUUUGAGGAGAUGCCAUCCAGUGCCUUGGUCCUUACGUUCGCUACAUCAUGUAGAGGUCGGGCACUAAAGGUGAGUCAUAAGAUUUCCAUCUCUUCAGCUGGUGGGCACUUACUUGUAGCUGCUCCUGUUAUUAAGCUUAAGUGUUUCAGUGCAAGGAUGAAGAGGAUGGAAGCGGUGGCUGUGGCGGGUCAGACCGUUCCUACACUGAGAUGUGGGGGUCGGGUCCAGGCUGUUCCUCCAAACGGUUUGUCCGUGCCUGAGUAAUUGAAUUGUAGUAGCAGCCAGCUGAUGUCCACUCUGGAGAAUGAAGGAGGCGGAUGAAUCCGAAGAUCAACCAACUGGCAAAGAUGCCAGUAAAUUCAAAUAUGUAGGGUGCCAAUGGGUGGUUUGCUGUCUGACCUCUGACCUUUCUGAUAGCGUGAACGUUAUAAGCCACAGUUUGUUGUCGACGCUGUUUGUGCUGUUCUGAUUCUGGUUCUGGUCUCCAUUCUCGUCUUCUCUGUCUUUGUAGGUGUGGAUGUGCGGUGGGCGGAUGGAGGACAUCCCAUGUUCCAGGGUGGGACACAUCUACAGGAAGUACGUCCCCUACAAGGUUCCUGGCGGCGUCAGCCUGGCCAGGAACCUGAAGCGCGUGGCGGAGGUGUGGAUGGACGAGUACGCCGAGUUCAUCUACCAGCGCCGGCCCGAGUACCGCCACCUGUCGGCCGGAGACAUGACCGUGCAGAAGGAGCUGAGGAACCGCCUCAGCUGCAGGAGCUUCAAGUGGUUCAUGGACGAGGUGGCGUGGGACCUGCCCAAGCACUACCCGCCCGUGGAGCCUCCGGCCGGCGCCUGGGGGGAGAUCCGUAACGCGGGCAGCAACAUGUGUCUGGAGAGUAAACACGUCGUGUCUGGGAGCCCCAUCCGACUGGAGAACUGUGUGAAGGGACGGGGCGAGGUGAGCUGGAGCCACGGACAGGUGUUUACAUUCGGUUGGAGGGAGGACAUCCGGGUCGGCGACCCCAUGCACACCAAGAAAGUCUGCUUCGACGCCAUCUCCCACAACAGCCCCGUCACCCUGUACGACUGCCACGGCAUGAAGGGGAACCAGCUGUGGCGCUACAGGAAGGAUCGGAGUCUGUUUCACCCCGUCAGUAACAGCUGCAUGGACAGCAGCCCCAGCGAGCGGCGCAUCUUCAUGAGCACGUGCGACCCCUCCUCUCCCAGCCAGCAGUGGCUGUUUGAGAGAACCAACGCCACCGUGCUGGAUCACUUCAACAGCGGGACCAACUGAGGUCCGGCGGCGGAUGAAAGAGUCGGACGCGAGCAGGACGAGCGCUUGUGCUGCGCUCGUUGCCGUGGUGACAGCUGUUUGUGUGUGGGCUGCUCAACACUGGAUGGGGAGUUAGAGGAAAGGCUGAGUUGAGCUCCGAUCGAUGCGUUUGGGUUGAAUGCUGGUUGUGUGAGUGCUAUCUGCAGCCGUACGGAGCCGCUGGAUCUGUCUACUUCCUGAUUAAGCUGUUGAUUGAUUCUCUCACAUUCCUCAUUCCUUCCUCACGUCUCUGCCUUUAUCUGUUGCCUUUCAACCGCUCGCUGUCCACCUCCCUGUGUGUCCACCCGCCUGCAUGACCUGCUGACGAUCCUCCUGAGUUGAGCUGCCGACACUUGGGUGAAGCCGAGCAGAACCACUUCACCUGGUGAAUGGACUUUUCCUCCCUCGUGCUCUUCCUUUCUCACCUGCCGUCAGUGGGCGGAGGCGCUUUGAGCUCAGCCGGAGAACGUUGCCCCCCCCCCCUCACUGGUCUCUCACUGUGUCGUGGUUCUGGAUCCUCGCGGAGCCACGGUUCGAGCGGCUCAGGCCUCGGGCUCUGCUGCGAUGGUGGAGUCACACCUUCGCGGGUGCUGCUGGAUGACUGGCUCCGUGACUGGCAGCACAGAUGAUUCACAGCGGAGCCGCCCGACUGGCCGGCUGCCGAGCUGACACAUCACUUCAGCGUGGAGCGGGAGGAGAAGCGGGCAGGGAGUUUGUGUGGAUGGGCUCACGGAGGUCCUCUGACUGAGACUAAUGUAGGGUUUCAAAUGCAUUAAGCACUUGUGUAAUGAUAAACUUGAAUGAAAUCUUAGUGCCUUGUUGGAAGAGGACUUGAUGGUGUGUGUGUGUGUGUGUGUGUGUGUGUGUGUGUGUGUGUGUGUGUGUGUGUGUGUGUGUGUGUGUGUGUGUGUGUGUGUGUGUGUGUGUGUGUGUGUGAGUGACAUUGGGGCGUUUUGGGGCUGAACAGAGUUUCACUUGGCCCUGUAACUACGAGCUCAGCUGCGCGCUGUGAAUAGAGCUCAACCCUCCACAUCUUUCUCACCUUUUGAAUCCAAAGUCUUUUAUUAGGAAAAGGAUUUUUUAUUGUUGUUGUUGCUUUUUUUGUUUACCAACUUUUUGUUAUAUGUUGUGUCAUCCUUUUUUUGAUGCUGAUGACUUUUACAUUGAUUUGUAAUCGUGAUAGUCAAACUGAACAAUGUAGCGCAAAAGUCCAAGUUAGUGUCAAAAGAAAACAUUGAGCUGAUUUGAAGCGAACACUUGGUUUGUGUUCUCAGCGUUUGGAAUCUAGUUUGGCUUUGUUAAGUGACUGGAACCGCAGGUUCCCUACAGACCGAACUGGAUUUGGUCUGUUUCCAACAUUCCUGCUUUUAUUUCAUUUAUGAUCUGAUCAAGUCUUGACCUUGUUGUAAAUGUGUGUUUGUGAGUCUGUUUGUGUGACGGCUUCUUUUCUCUUUCACCUCCUGCUCAGUUUGAGCUCGUCCUUUUUGUCUCGUUUGAUCCCAGACCUGAAACAGUGGAGGAGAUGAGCUCCUCGUUACCUGUGAACAGGCCUCGCGUCUCUGUGGGACACAUCAGAUUCCCCCUUUAACAGGGACCACGUCUACUUUCACAGUAACAGGACAAAGGUCCAGCUGCCGUGACUCACUGUCAGCAGACGAUCCGGAUAAAUGGAGGAACGAAAUGAUGUCAAACACUGAGGAACCUUGGUGCCGUCACACAAAUGUUCCAGAACCGCUCAUCGCUCAGAUUCUCAGAAACACAAGACAACAUGAAAGUGAACAUAAGGAUCAGUGAUGACUGAACGUCCCAAACGUGACUGGUUCCGUCCGUACGUCCACAGUCGCGUGGUUUCUUCAGCCUCUUCCUGCGUCGUCCACUUCAGAACCUCCAGACGUCCACCUCUCAUUGUUGCCAUAAGAUCACAAAUAUGUUGCAUUUUCCAACAGAAGAACCUCAAGAGGUUUCGCUCAUUUUUCCUCGUUACUUUAUGUUUAGAACUUUCUAAUGUGACGUGUUGUUUUCUAUGAGCCUGAGUCUUUACCGUCCGUGACAGCUCUGACUCGUGUUCUACGUGAUCGUAUGUGAAUUUUCAUGUGUAGGGAAAUGUACAUUUUGUAUGUCAUGAAAAAUAUCCAAUAUUUUUUUCUAUUGACAUCACAACUGUAAAGGUGUAUUUAGAUAUUUAACAAACUGUACAAUUAAACGGGAAUUGUAUCAUAUUUUUUGCUGAAAAUUGUAAAAUUAAAGGUUUCUAUAUUUGGAUGAA